This is a messenger RNA of Musca domestica (house fly), 2886 nucleotides long. RefSeq names its product trifunctional enzyme subunit alpha, mitochondrial (gene Mtpalpha). Gene Ontology annotation, cellular component: mitochondrion; mitochondrial fatty acid beta-oxidation multienzyme complex. The transcript has 4 exons. Gene Ontology annotation, biological process: fatty acid beta-oxidation. The record is from RefSeq and is a predicted model, not a curated record. Lineage: Eukaryota; Metazoa; Arthropoda; Insecta; Diptera; Muscidae. Bases 246 to 2591 code for a protein of 781 amino acids. Gene Ontology annotation, molecular function: NAD+ binding; enoyl-CoA hydratase activity; long-chain (3S)-3-hydroxyacyl-CoA dehydrogenase (NAD+) activity.
UACCGGCUGCAAGUCUUUUUUUCGCAAAUUAUUCAAUUUCGGCUGGCAGGCAACAAGUUUAUAUUUGUUAGGCGAAAGUUUUAGUUUUUGUUGUAAUUUAAUUUUGUUAAUAAUUCUAUUUUAGUUUAUUUUUUUGAUUUCUAAAAUCAACUUUCAAGACCAAGGAGUUAACACUUGCUUGGUACAACGAUCCGAAUUAUCCAAAAAAAAAGAGAAGAAAAUAAAUCAAGUGUUUCCAAUCAAAAAUGUCGGCUACACGUAUUCUUGGGGCAGUGGGACAACUCUCUAGAAGGCAAUUUAUGCAAAACAGAUGCAAUAAUCGCUUUAUCAGCCAAAACAUCCGCAUGAUGUCUGCCGCCGCCGCUGCUCAACAGAAAAAUCUUCGCACCAAAGUUGUCGAUGGUGUCCUCGUUGUCACAUUGGACACACCCGGUGCCAAGGUCAAUUCUUUGGGUGAAAAUCUUAGCCAAGAAUUCGAGCAAGUCUUGAAGGAAUUGGAAAGCAAUGCCCAAGUCAAUUCCGCCGUUUUGAUUUCAGCCAAACCUGGCUGCUUUGUGGCCGGUGCUGAUAUUGGCAUGUUGGAGAAAUGCCAGACCGCCGCUGAGGCCACAAAAAUCUCACAGGAGGCCCAAUGGAUGUUCGAGCGCAUGGAACGUAGUCGCAAACCCAUUGUUGCCGCCAUCAAUGGCGUUUGCUUGGGUGGUGGUUUAGAAUUGGCCUUGGCCUGCCACUAUCGCAUUGCCACCAAAGACAAGAAGACCAAAUUGGGUUUGCCUGAGGUGAUGUUGGGUCUUUUGCCCGGUGGUGGUGGCACCGUACGUUUGCCAAAAUUGACUGGUGUGCCCACAGCUUUGGAUAUGGAAUUAACGGGCAAACAAUUGCCUGCCGAGAGAGCCAAACGUGCUGGUAUUGUCGAUUUGUUAGUUAGUCCAUUGGGUCCUGGUUUGGGACCGGCUGACCAACAGACCAUUGACUAUCUGGAAAAGGUAGCUGUGCAAGUGGCCAAUGACAUUGUUAGCGGUAAAAUUAAGAUUAACCGCGAAAAGAGUGGCUUGGUCAACAAACUCACAGCCAUGGUUAUGGACACCGAUUUUGUGAAGAACAAAAUUUUCGAUACUGCCCGCAAACAGGUUAUGAAAAUGACCAAUGGUCUCUAUCCUGCUCCAUUGAAAAUCCUCGAUGUUAUUCGCACGGGUGUGGACAAAGGAUCUGAGGCUGGUUAUGCCGCUGAACGUGAAGGUUUUGGCUAUCUCUCGGCCACGCCCGAAUCCAAGGGUUUGAUUGCUUUGUUCCGUGGACAAACUGAGUGUAAGAAGAAUCGUUUCGGCAAGCCCGAAAAAGAAGUCAAGACAUUGGGUGUCUUGGGUGCUGGCCUUAUGGGUGCCGGUAUUGUCCAGGUUACCGUCGACAAGGGUGUUAAGGUCGUGAUGAAAGAUGCCACCGAAGCCGGUUUGUCACGUGGUAUUGGCCAAGUGCAAAAGGGUUUGGAAACCGCAGUGAAACGUAAACGUAUCUCGGGUUUGGAACGUGACAAGACUCUGUCCAACUUGGUACCCACAUUGGAUUAUAAUGAAUUUAAAAAUGCCGAUAUGGUUAUUGAGGCUGUCUUUGAAGAUAUUAAGAUCAAGCACCGUGUCAUCCAGGAAUUGGAGGCUGUAGUACCCAAACAUUGUGUCAUUGCCACCAACACCAGUGCCAUUCCUAUUACCAAAAUUGCUGCCGGUAGCUCUCGCCCCGAAAAGGUUGUGGGUAUGCACUACUUCUCGCCUGUUGACAAAAUGCAGUUGUUGGAAAUUAUUACCCAUCCUGGUACUUCACAAGAUACCAUUGCCUCGGCUGUUGCCAUGGGUCUGAAACAGGGUAAGGUGGUUAUCACUGUGGGUGAUGGACCUGGUUUCUAUACUACUCGCAUUUUGGCCACCAUGUUGUCCGAAGCCAUACGUCUCCUCCAAGAAGGUGUGGAUCCCAAGGAAUUGGAUGCUUUGUCCAAGAAAUUCGGUUUCCCUGUUGGUGCUGCCACCCUGGCCGAUGAAGUCGGCAUUGAUGUUGGCUCCCACAUUGCCGUGGAUUUGUCGAAGUCGUUUGGUGAACGUUUCAGCGGCGGCAACUUGUCUGUUAUGCAAGACAUGGUUUUGGCUGGUUUCCUUGGACGUAAAUCAGGCAAGGGUAUCUUCAUGUAUGACAGCCAAACCAAAGGUAGCCGUCCAGUCAACAUUGAGGCCUUGGAAAUUUUGAAGCAAAAGUAUGCCUUGGUCUCCAAGGGUGCCAAUACCCCCGAAGACAUGACUUUGCGUAUGGUUUCACGUUUCGUCAACGAAGCUGUCCUCUGUUUGGAAGAGAAAAUCUUGCACAACCCCUUGGAGGGUGAUGUUGGUGCCGUUUUCGGUCUUGGUUUCCCACCAUUCAGCGGUGGUCCCUUCCGUUGGGUAGAUCACUUCACUGCCACCAAAUUGGUUGACAAAAUGAAUUCGUAUGCUGACCUCUAUGGCGCCCCCUUCAAACCUGCCCAAACUUUGGUUGAUAUGGCCAAGGAUCCAUCCAAGAAAUUCUAUCCUCAAAAUACUGGAGCCAAUGCCAGCUCGAAACUGUAAACUAAGGUUACUAGGUUACUUAUUCUUUUUUGCUAAGUUUAAACAAAAAGUCGCGUCGUGUCACCCCUCCUCCCUCUGUGCAGUAGUGUUAAACACUAAGUAUUUAUUUUUUAAACAAAAAAAAACAUGCCUUUAAUAUCCGCUCUUCUAUUUUCACAACAAAGCAAGCAAUUUCCACGUGCUUAGCAUUUAAUGGAAGCUGUUUGUGUUUGAAAUAGUACAGCAUUUAAAACUUCUUUUAUUUUGUAUUAUAAACGCCAAAUUUUCGAAAAAAUAUACAUUUGCUAAAAUUCCA